GUUCCGCAGCGGUCCAGUAUGAAUUUCUUAACCUAGUGUUUCGAUUAUUCUUUUCAAAUGAGUAGUGUAAUUUAGAAUUUGUUUUCCUUCAAUUUCUAAUCAUUAGAUUAAAUUAACUGUGAUUAUUGGACUUAAUUGAUUUUCAUCUGCACCGAGUGGAGCACCGACGCGACGAUAGCUUGAAACAUGUUCAGCAUGCUGCCUCUGGGAUCCAGUAUUUUUCUUUGCCUCGUGAUCUCUGCGAGUGGCAAAUUGGUGGAGCAGAAUGAGAAAUAUCUACAGUUCCCCCCAAACUUUCUCCUGGGAGCUGCGACAGCGGCAUAUCAAAUAGAAGGAGCUUGGAACGUGAGCGACAAAGGUGAAAGCGUUUGGGAUCGAUUCAGCCACGAGAGGGGUAACCAUGUUUACCAUAACGAAACGGGGGAUGUUGCUGCGAACUCUUAUUACAAGUACAAGGAGGAUGUAGCCAUUUUGAAGAACCUUGGGUUCAAGUCCUACCGUUUAUCCUUGAGCUGGCCGAGGAUCCUACCGACAGGAUACCCAAACAAGAUCAGCAGAGAUGGCAUCCAGUAUUAUCACAAAGUCAUCGACGAUUUGUUGGCGAACGAUAUCGAGCCUAUGGUCACGCUCUACCACUGGGACCAUCCCCAAAUUCUCGAAGAUGCAGGCGGUUGGACGAAUUCAGAGAUGGUCGAGUGGUUCGCCGAUUACGCCAGGGUCGUCUUCAAGGAGUUCGCACCAAAGAUAAAGCGAUUCAUCCCGGUGAACGAGCCGCAGGAAAUCUGCAGAAAUGGCUACUUAUACGGGAACCACGCGCCCGGAAAAAGACUUCAUGGUAUCGGCGAGUACCUGUGUCUCCACAACGUUCUAAAAGCACACGCUAGAACCUACAGGAUCUACGAGAAAGAAUUCAAAGAACAAUACAAAGGCGAAGUUGGUAUAUUAAACAACGUGUUUGGUUAUUUCCCGAAAACACCAAAGGACGAGGCGGCAGCUGAGAUCGCAUUCCAAUUCAAUGGCGGAUGGGUAUUGAACCCGAUUUACAACGGUGACUAUCCAGCUGUAAUGAAAGAAUUCGUCGCUAAACGCAGUCUCGAACAAGGCUUCACCAGAUCCCGUCUUCCAGAAUUUGGUGCUGAAUGGAUCCAAUAUAUAAGGGGAACAGCUGAUUUCCUGGCUUUAAAUCACUACACAUCAAGAGUAGUUGAAAAUGGUACCUAUGGAGAGGUACCGUCUCAAGACAACGAUCAAAUGGUGCUUGUAAGCAUGGACGAAUCUUGGAAAUCAUCAGCCUCUAAAUGGUUGAAAGUUGUACCUGAAGGAUUUCGACUCUGUCUCCGUAAAUUGGCAGAGCACUAUGGAAAUCCACCCAUAUAUAUCACUGAGAGCGGUUUCUCCGAUCGUGGAACUCUAAACGACGACGAUAGAAUCGAUUACUAUCGCGAGUACUUAAAACAGAUGCUUCUCGCUCACUAUGUCGACGGUGUCAACGUGCGUGGAUACCUGCUGUGGUCGCUUCUUGAUAAUUUCGAAUGGGACAAAGGAUACAAUGAACGUUUUGGCAUCGUAUCCAUUGACUUCAACGAUCCGAAUAGGCCACGAACUUUGAAGAAAUCCGCUACUUGGUGGCAGAAGAUUAUCAGUGACAGAAAACUUGACCAAUAAUCGUAAUCGUCGUGCUCUGAAUGAUCUUACAUAAGAGUAUGAUUGAUCAUGGCAAUUUGUUCUUCGUUUCCCGUUAUGUACACAACUUUUGUUUACAAAUUUAAAAAAAAUCAAUAUCCUUAUAUUUGUAUUGCAAUAAAUUGCGAACAUGAGUCACGAUUUUAAA
Molecule: messenger RNA, 1831 nt
Organism: Osmia lignaria (orchard mason bee)
Lineage: Eukaryota; Metazoa; Arthropoda; Insecta; Hymenoptera; Megachilidae
Product: myrosinase 1
Biological process (GO): carbohydrate metabolic process
Molecular function (GO): beta-glucosidase activity
Source: RefSeq, a predicted model, not a curated record